AACACGCCCACAUUUUGGGAAAUUAGCUUAUUCACCGUAUCCCCCAGAGUUAGAUAAGUCCAUACAUACCUCUCUCAUCUCCGUGCGUGCUGUAACUCUGUCUGACGCAGCCCCCGCUAGCUUAGCUUAGCACAAAGACUGGAAAUGCAUGGCUCCAGCUAGCAAACUGCUCCCAAAAAGUGACAAAAUAACGCGGACAUUUUCCUAUUUAUGUGUUGUAAUUUGUAUAGUCACAUCGUGUACAAAUAACAAGCUCGUAUGAGACACGGACAUCUUUUAGUCGUAUAUUGCUGGGAACUAUAUAUUCUCAGGCGCAGAGCUGCUGCUGGGGCGGAGUGAUUUGCUCGCAGCACCUGAGUGAGAAGCCCCGUGGUGAGGAGCAGAGAGUUCGCUCAGAGUUGGAGUAACGGAGUUAGCGAUUGCUAGGUAGUAAAUUUAUUACAAUCAUGGGUGUUUACUGUAUUGUAAAGAGCUGCAACAAUAAACAGGGGAGACCAGGUAAUACCAUGAUGUUUCACAGAAUUCCAACUAAAAAUGCUGACCUGAUGAAACAAUGGCUGCUUGCUCUGGAUAUAGACCCACACACACCUGUAGCCACCAUCAAGGGCUAUCGUGUUUGCUCAGAGCAUUUCAGAGAGGAUGACUAUUUUCAUAAAAUGGAAUUUGCUACACGGACAAUGAAACGUGUGCUGAAGGAUACGGCCAUCCCAUCGAUCGUACAGACAGGACAAAGUGGAUCACCUGCGGCUACGGAUGAGCCGAGUGACCUGCAGCUGGAUCUGCCAGAAGUUGAGGAUGCUUCCAGCCUGUUUGCAGGUGUACCACACUCAACCCCCCGAAAAACCUGUACUGCACCCACUGCAGAGUUCAAAUCUCCACUAACUUUGAAGCUCACAAGUCCUGCUCAGACAGCUACAGGGACAAAGCCAAUGAUUGCCUUGGCACCCAGCUGGACACAUCAAUUGGUAGGAUAAUUCAUAUUUUAUCAUUCGAUGAAUUUAUGCGUUCUGUGUGAUAAAUGCAAGAAGUCUUAUAACUAAAUAAAAUCUAUAUUUCCUUUAUAGGACACUGCUACAUCGUCUAAGAUGAUGGCUACCUGCAGGCCAAAAAAAAGUAUAAUCUUUCAUGUAAGUAGCAAGUCAGGUUAUUUAUCCAUGAUAGAUAAAAAAUGUUAUCAAAACAUUUACAUACAUUUUGAUCAUUCAGCUGA
This is a messenger RNA of Misgurnus anguillicaudatus (oriental weatherfish), 1210 nucleotides long. The record is from RefSeq and is a predicted model, not a curated record. NCBI's taxonomy places the organism in Eukaryota, Metazoa, Chordata, Actinopteri, Cypriniformes, Cobitidae.